AUGCCGUUCGGCAUAAAAGUUAUUCGAUUUAUUAUUAUUGUAUUGAAUCUGGCAUUUAUUGUUGUUGGUAUCACAUUACUUGCAAUUGGUAUUUAUGUUAUUAGAGAUCUUAAAGUUCAACAAUUACGUCCAUUACUUAAUCCAGAUUCAGCAACAAAACAAUCUCAAAAUCUUUCAAAUGUUGAAAUAUUUACUAUUAUAUUAAUGGUUAUUGGUGGUAUUUUAAUAAUAAUUGGAUUUCUUGGUUGUUGUGGAGCAAUAAAAGGCUUUCGAUUUUUACAUGUUCUUUAUGCAAUAAUUAUUGGUGCAAUAAUUAUUGCCGAAAUCGUCAUUCUUAUUAUUUAUAUAAUUUAUCAUAAUCGUUUUAAAACAGAAUUUGUUUCUAAACUUCAAGAAUCAAAUGCUAAAUAUUAUGUUGGUACACUAAUUACUAAUUCAACAUUUGUUAAUUCGAUUCCAUUUUCAUGGGAUUUUGUUCAAUUUAAUUUACAAUGUUGUGGUGCAGCUAAUAAAACUGAUUAUUUAAAUACAACUAAAGGAGAAUCGACUAGCGCAUGUGCAAUAACAGGUGUUAAUGCUUAUUCCGAAGGAUGUUAUGAUCGUUUAUGUGAUUUAUUAGCUGCAUAUAAGAAGUAUAUUAUUAUCGGUGGUGUUAUUGUAGGUGUUGUUGAAAUAUUUGCUUUUUUAUUUGCUUUUUUAUUAUAUUGUCAUAAAUUCGAUUAUGAUGCUUUGCAAACGUAA
Rotaria sordida is the source of this 741-nucleotide messenger RNA. The record is from the annotation of a GenBank genome assembly. Lineage: Eukaryota; Metazoa; Rotifera; Eurotatoria; Philodinida; Philodinidae.